AUGGUGCAGCUAAGUCCAGAGGAAGAAUUAGAAAAGCAAUAUCGAGAUUACAAAGCGCAAUUUGAGCAAUGGAAAGAAAAGAAUAAGAGUUCAGUGGGUACAGAAGCUUAUGAUGCAUAUGUGAAACAAUUUGAGGCUUGGGAACGAGAUGUUGAUCAACGACGUGAAAUGAUACGUGCUAAAGCAGAAAUCGAUGCCCAAGAGGCGCAGGCUGCUGCACAAGCUAAAGCGAAAGCAGCAGCUGAAGCAAAACUGAAGAAAGAGCAAGAAGCUGAGGAGGAACGAAAAAAGCAGCAAUUAGAAGCUGAAACAGCUGCACAAGCAGUAGCUUAUGCACAACAUCAACAAUCAUACCUUGCACAUCAUCAGACGGCUAUGCAGCUGGAGCAGCAAAUGCAUCAAGCAGCUGUAGCAGGUUCACAAGAAACCAUAUCUGUGCAUACAGGAGAAUCAAAAAGUGUUGACGAAGCCCUAGAUCCGACACACGUCGCCGAGAUGAUGAAACAUAUGGCACAGGUGGCUCAAAUGGUUAUGGGUGACCAGCGAGAUAAUGUAUAUCAGCAGGCGGCUCAACAGGCAACCAUAGUAGCACAGCAAGUAGUGCCACCUCCGCAGUUAUGGGGUAGUGACAGGAUAACCUAUGAUGCAAAUGAUCCGAUGUACAAAAGAUGGGGUCUACGAGCAGCUCCACCUUAUCACAAGCCGACUUACAAACCACCGCCUGCAGAUUAUCAAGUAACACCGUGCUGGUUAUAUGUAGAGCAGAUGAAAGAAGAGAAGCUUAUGCUUGCACCGCAAGUCAACAUGCCACCUCCACCAUUUGUACCUAACUUUGUCCCAUCAUAG
Molecule: messenger RNA, 846 nt
Organism: Brugia malayi
Lineage: Eukaryota; Metazoa; Nematoda; Chromadorea; Rhabditida; Onchocercidae
Gene: Bma-sut-1
Product: TolA protein, putative
Exons: 6
Coding region: 1-846 (281 amino acids)
Source: RefSeq, a predicted model, not a curated record